GGGUAUACUUCGUGUUUCAAACUUCUAACAGAACUCUCACUGUCCCCUAACUAAAGCCGAAUUCCCCAUUCCCAACUUAAACAAACAAAGGGCAAACCUCUAAUUUUCAAAAUCACAAGGAAAAGUUGGAAACUUUGGUGUAAUUUUUCUGUGUUUACGAUUAAAAUCGUAUCCCAAAUCCAAAAGAUUGCAACUUUGGUGUUAAAUGGAGGGAAUGUCUAAAACAAUGGCAGUGAGGAGGCCGAAAUGGAAAUAUCCACAACCGCCCCCCACGCCAAGAAUCCUCCAUUUGCCGCGGAGGCCUCGCCGGAAGCAGACAAAGGCUAGUCCUGCAAAACCCACAUCACAGAGGGUGAAGAAAGGGAGGCUGGAGACCUUGUUUGAUCAGGAGAGGUCGUUUGCAAGAGGGGUGAUGCCGGGGAUGUUGGUGAGGCCAGGGGAGAGUGAGGAGAGGAGGCGAGAGAGGGUGGAGGAAGGGGAAAGUGGUGUGGUGGCGGUUGAGGAGGAGAAGUGGAGGUUCCAGGCUGAGAUAUUGAGAGCAGAGUGCAAUUUGUUGAGGACGGAGAGAGAGAUUGCUAUCAAGAAGAUGGAGAGAAGAAGGGCGCAGAUGGAGAGGAUGCUGAAAUCUACCAUUCAGACUCUACUCUCUGGAAGAAAGAAGAUUAGUGAAGGAGAAAAUGUGAAAUUGGUGUUGGAAGAAGAGAUCAUUGAGCUGGUGGAGAAACUAAAGAAGUUGCAAAAGCAAUCUGAUAUCAAGGACUUAGAAUGCAAAAACUGUAGUGAUUUUGAUAAGCAGGCAUCUUUGCUGCAAAGGCGACUGGAGAAGUUUGGUGGAAUGUCAGAUGAGGAAAUAUGCAUAAAAGAGAUUCGCGAAAUGGCUGAAGCAACCUUGUCAAUCAAAACAAAUUGCCAGGAUGAUGAAGGCUUUGUUUCGAAUCGAAUCAGCAAUGUGGAGAUUUUGAGGAAAAAGAUGGAAGGAUUGUCAAAGGGUAUGUUAUUGGAGAGAAUGGAGGAAGAAUAUGGUUCAAUGCUAUCUACAUCCAAUUGUUCUACUAUCAGUUCUGCAUCCAAUUCAAAGAGGAUGGAAUUUCCAGACAUGUCCAUGUUGUCACUACAACAACCAUACAAGCUGGAACCAAUGUCAGGUGAGGGAAAAUCAUGUUCAGGAUGCUGCAAGGCUAUGGCGAGGAGGAUUUUAGAGCAGGUUGGUGCUGAGACAGAACAAUGGUCCCAAAUGCAAGAGGUGCUGGGGCAGGUUAGAGAUGAGAUUGAAGAACUGCAGGCUUCACGGGAUUUCUGGGAAGAUAGAGCAAUUGAUUCUGGGAAUGAGAUACAAUCUCUACAGUAUAAUGUGAAAGAAUGGAAGCAGAAAGCUGUCUCUUCUGAAGCAAAGGCUAAUGAGCUCCAAGAACAAGUAUCAAUGCUUCAUGGAGAGAUUGAAAGAUUGAGAAAAGGAAAAGAGAGGGAAGCUAUAAGGGCAAGAGACUUAUCAAUACUUCUCCGGGAAGUGCAAAAUAAUGCAGAGAAGCAGGUGCUGGUUUGUCACUUGAAGGAAAAUUGUCACUCUAAAAUUGAUAUAAGAAGAAGGGCUCAAACAUGUUCUGGUACUGGACUUAUUUUGCCAAAAUGUUCUCCAUUGAGAGAAGUUGGGAAUAUGUCACCAUUAAUGAGGCACCAAAGCAAAGCAAUCAUCGCCCUGGAUCAUGACUGUAAAGAAAAUGUCAGAUAGAAGAGAGGUGGAAUCUUGGCCUAAGGUCUUGUGGAACUCUUCUUGAUUAACUUGUAAGGAUAGAGGCUUAAAUAAUGGAAAACUUGUAGGAAGAGGUCUCAUAAAGCAUUAAGAUCAACUAUGUUGAGGUUUUUUGCUUCUUAAUUAUUGUUUUUUUUACUAUGAAUUUCAGAAUAAUAAGACAAUUUGGGU
Molecule: messenger RNA, 1921 nt
Organism: Rubroshorea leprosula
Lineage: Eukaryota; Viridiplantae; Streptophyta; Magnoliopsida; Malvales; Dipterocarpaceae
Source: the annotation of a GenBank genome assembly